UUGUUUGCUACUAUUUCACGUAAAAUCUCCUGGACGGAUUAUUAUGAAAUUUGGUACACGCGUAGAAUAUAACCUGGAAGUUAUUCCAGGUUAUAUUAUUCCCACGGAAGCGAAGCUCCGGGGCGCAGCUAAUUAUAUUAAAUUUUACGCGAAAAUGUCUAUAUUAUGAUUUGACUUCGUUAUCUUUGCUGCGCUCGUUUGUAACAAAACGCUGUGUGUCUUUCUCUAUCUGGCGUGUUGUCGUAUUGAGUUGUAUUCGGAGCUUUACCGCCACGAAGCCCAGAACCAGGGUAAAGCCUUAAAAUUUUGAAAGUUCGGCUGUAAUUUUACGACCAGCCGGCAUCUGCUGGCAAAGCGUAUUAUCCUCCUUAUCCUAAUGUCGUCUGACCAUGGCAGAUACUUUAUUGUCGCUUCGUUUUCCUGGACUUAAAUAUAUUUUCUUAUUUUUAUUUCGUAUUUUAUGUCACAAUUAAUAGGUGACCAGGUGAUAAAAUACAAGAUUUCCAGUACAAGUUACGCCACUCUGGGUUCAGCCCAUAUGGGUGGCACUUUGUAGGGAUUUACGGAUACUUGGGUCCUUUCGACCGGCAGCCAGGAAAAAUGGACGGCUAUGCAUUAGGGAGGGUUGAAGGGUUUGAUCCUUUUUGCUCCAAAGUUAGGAAAUCAAUUUUCGAUUUAAUUUGCUUAUUACCCAAGCUCAGCGACCCAAAAUUUGUCUUACAUUAUGAUUAGUUUGUCUAUAAAAUAGAAGUACACAUUUAUCCCAACAAUUUAGCGAACGGACGACAGCUAAAAUUGAUAAUUUUGUUUGUCAUUUUUUUUACAUAGUUCAACUAUUUAACUUCUAGUUAUAUAGUUAAUAUAGUUAGUCAUGAAUGUGGCCACCAAUAAGGAUUCAUAGAUUUCCAUAUGCCUAUUUAUCAUCAAGUUUUUAAUGAGUUUUCAACAUUUUCUUAGAGUUAAUUUUUUUAAGUCGAAACGAUGGGACCAAGAGGAACAUAACCCCAAAAUGCUUGGUUGCGCAUAACACGAGGGUUAAGGUAACCUUAUUUUUAUUUUUGAGGUGUUAAAGUAGACAAAGAUUUACCUUCUUAUUAUGCCGCGUAGAAGUAAAUGUGUGAUGGUUGUGGUCAGUGAAUUCCUCGGGGGAUACAAAAGGCUGAUUUUAGGGUUCUGGGGCUUCGCACGGAAAGAACCAGUUAGUUAACAAAAAAAUGUUAUUUUGUAGUCAUAUUUUUUUCAAAAGAAAAGCUCUCUUAUAUAAGUAAGUGUCAUUAUAUUGUGACUCUAAAAAUAUACUUGAAAUAAUUUUAUGAACUAUUUGAAAACAUGUAUUUUGCAGUCAAAGAAAAAGCUUAUUACAUUACAAUAAAAAUUAUAAUCAAAGAGUUGAAUGAGUCUAACGAUAGAGCGAUCAUCGUGGCGACAUAAUGGUCAAAAACCGUCUAUUUAUUUAUAAGAAUUUCAUUCAACAAUAGUUUUAAGCUAUUCUCUGACUAAACGUCAAUUGACAGUCAAGAAUAAGUGCUUUUUUUUAUUUCAAAAAAUACAGUGUGCAGUGCAGUGCAGUGCUACGGUUGACAUAAUUUCAGACCUUUAGUAGUACUUACAACACAAGGGUGGCCACAUCGAUAGCACUCUUUACGAUCAAAUCGUAAAGUAAAUUUCACUGAUCCACUCAGAAAAAUGUCCAUGUUAUGUGUCUAUAAACCUUUUAUGUAUUUACGUCGGUAGGUGAGUCUAGCAAACAUAAUGUCGUCUGUGUUCAAAACAAAUCAAAAAAAUAUUGCUCUUAUGAGCCAUAAAUAUUAGACCAUAAAUAUUGUCAUGUACUUAAUUAUAUUUCAUUAAAAAGGAGGACCCAAAUUGUAGAUUUUACGUGAUGCGCGAACAAACGUACAGACAGCCAAAAAUUAUUAAAACAAAAUUUUUGGCUUUUGUUAGUCCCAUAAAGACUCACUCUAAUUAUUUUUCUUUACGUUUUGUACAGACAUAGCAUUCAUUUUUUUUUAUAUGUAGGUAAUCUUAUAGAAUAGAUUAAUCACCAUUUUGUAUUAAAGUCAAGCAUUUCUAAAGCAUUCAUGUCAAGUCGAGUUAAACGCUAAAUUGUCAAUAUCCUACACAAUUAAUGUUCAGCACACGUAACUUAGAAUCGACUAAUGGAAUAGUCGAGACAGUCGAGUCGAUUCUGAAUCAAUUAACAAAAGCCAAUUUGGACGAAGUCGCAUGACGCAAUCAGACUUGUCGCCUAUCGCUAGAUAGUUGGAGCUUGUUUGAGGUUUGUGAUUCAAAUAUUACUGAAACUGCUUAAUUGCUGGUACUAUUUGAAUUUUUCAUAAAAUAUUUUAAUAUUUUCCAAAAUUUAAGAGCUGGAAGAAGGCUCUUAAAAUGCGGAAUUUUGGUACUUUGGUAACUAAACUUACAUAACAAGUUACAAGAUAAGAUCACUAUAAUGAAAGACGAAUAUGAAAAGUAAAAGUAUUGAAUAUAUUUGCAAUGGUAUUUAAAUUAAAAUAUAAUAUCUGACUCAUGUAGAAGUUUCAUAGACCACCAUGCUUCCGGUGAAGGAACACAUCAUGAAGAAACCUGCACACUAUUAGCAAGCUCACCAGUGCAUAUUUCCUACUAGUCGAGGUAGGUAGUCUUAAAAGUCAUGUCAGAUGCCUUUAGGAGACUUGAAUUAAUAUUUGACACCAGUGUUGGCAAUUAACACAAUCGAAAAGGAAGAAAGAGUAAACAAUACGACAAACAAUUUGCACAGAGGUUUCCUAAUUAAUCAUUAAGACGUUGUGAGGCAGUAAACUUAUUAAACAUCGAAUGUACAGAUAAAGAUUCACUUUUUGUGCCCAAAUAUGCAUUUGCUCUAUAUUCUACUACUAUUCUAUGUUAUUAAUGCAAAAGUUGAAACGAUAUUUUACUUUUUAUCGCAGAUUUCGUAUGAGUAAAAUUCCGCUCAUAACUUUACAUUUGGCAACUAUUUAUACUUUGUUUUCAGGAGUAUGAUGAGUGAUCAGAAAACAGUUGUCGAAAACUUUAACGCAAUCUGAAAAAUCACGGAAAAGUAUAACUAGGCUAUGAAUAAUUUCGACGACCUCGGUGGCGCAGUGGUAAAGUGUUUGACUCUGAACCGAGAGGUCCUGGGUUCGAUCCCCGGUCGGGUCAUGAAGAAAAUGCUCUUUUUCUGAUUGGCCCGGGUCUUGGAUGUUUAUCUAUAUAUAUAUUUGUUAUAAAAUAUAGUAUCGUUGAGUUAGUAACCCAUAACGCAAGUCUCUAACUUACUUUGGGGCUAACUCAAUCUGUGUGAUUUUUCCUAAUAUAUUUAUUUAUUUGAAUUUAUUUAUUUCAUAUACCGUCUGUGUAUGAUAAAGUUAUCACCAUUGAUAUUGUAGAAUUAUAUGAUAUGAGCGAAUUAAAACAAUUUAAUGUUACUAUGCAUUUAUAAAAGAUUCCAUAUCUAGUUAUAUAUAGUUAAGUUACAAUAGACAUAUCUUAUAUACACCAUACGAUACAAUGCACAUAGCCUACUUAUCAUACAUUACCCUAACGCUUGUUUCCCAGGGGUGCAGUCUACUUAAACCCCCUUUUUUCUAAACCCUCUAUGUUUUGUGGAAACGGACUGAAUGCUUCAAGUUUAUCGAACUUAUGCUUUUGAUGUAGUCGACUUGAUAACCGUAAUUGAAUUCCCCAACCACUAGGCUUGUAGGGUUAAUUUGAUUGGAUGCGCUUCAACAAACUUAUAUUUCGAUUUUGUACUGCAUAUGGGUACAAUAUCUAUUAAAUAGUAUAAAACAAGGUUUCUGUUAAUACAUACUGAUAAAAAAUGACUUCUUUUAGCAUAAAAUUUGACAUUGAGAGAACGAGACAAAACCUACUUUAGCUUGAACUAUGCUUCACAGAACUUUAUCGAGAAGUAGCUUUAGCCCUCCACUUCGCCGCGUGAGUUUCUCUGCGAAAGCAGAACAGUCAUAAUUUUCAUAAAAACUUUCAAUCCCACAUAGUAUUUGGUCUUGAUUUUCAACAAAAAAAUUAACCUAUUUUUGAACGGGGUUCAGUAACUAUAUGUACUUAUACCAAAUUUACUCAAAGUCCGCCCAGAGCCAUGAAAGCGAAAUAAACAUACGGACAGACUUUUGCAUUUAUAAUAUGAAUGGUUAAUCUUUUUUAUGAAUAACAUGGUUAUUAAAAAACAUAUGAAAAAAUGCUACAAAAAUAUAUAUAUUACAAAAAACUCGGAACAAUAUUAAAAAUAGAAGUGAUAUCCCUAAACCCAAUAGCUAUUUAGUGGUUACCGGAGCAUUCCGCCUCGAGCAAUUUAAUUAAAACACCCUGGGGAAUCCAGUGCAAUCUGGCUUGAGGAUCUCGGAUUGCGAUUUAAAAAGGCGGGAAAUAAAUGGUAUGAUUAAUCGCAAAUUACUCGAUUGUAUUCGAGUGCCGAACGCGAUCGUUGACGAAUUAAAUGAAUUCUAUUGUUGACGAAAUAAUGAACAACAAGUAAAGAACAAAAAGUGUGAGAACGUUGCCAAGAAAAUAAUAUAUGUAUUUCUAGAAUAACACAGCGUUAGUUAGUCCAUGCCUAGGUAAGGUAAAAUAUAUUUAUAGACUAUGAUAUUUACUUGUCUAAUACGGAAGUAUUAGAUCACACAUAUCUCUUUAACCUUAUGUAUUCCCAGUUUCAUUCGUGGCUGCAACGCCGUGAAACCUUCAGAGCAAAAAAAUAAAUCUUAAAUUGUUCAAGUAUAAUGAGAUCUAUAUGGACAUGAAUAAGAAAAGUAAGAGAGCAGAGAAUCAUGUAAGCUACUUUAUAAAUGACAGUAUUUGUUUUAAUCGAAGUAAAUCUGUUUUGGGAUCUGUCUUAUCACACUAAGCAUUACAUGAUAAUAACAUGAUAUCAGUAUUUUUUGGGAAUCGUAUAGCAAGUACCAAUGAAUAUUGAGUAAUCGCCACGUUCACUUUGAUAUUGGAUGUUCUUACUGAUUGCCUAAGUGCAAGCGAGAAAAGUAUAUUUUAAUCAACGUCGUCGGUUAGUACAUGUGACUGAACUAGUACCGCUCGCUUAUCCAGUUGCUGGCCAGUAUUAUUAUGACUUUAGUCAUCAUCAUUGUAUUUUUUUUUUAGUUUGGUAUUCCACUUAUUAAGUACAACAUAAGAAAGUGUUGGUGGGUUAUUCCUGCGGUAAAUUAAAACUAUUGUAUUUGGACAGAAACUUUGAAUAGACCUUAAACAGAAAUGAAUCAAAUCGAAGAUCCUUUAGUAGAAAUUCCUAUGGAGAAAUGGUCUGAUCUCCAGAAAGAGUUCCAGCAAGACUGGCCACGAAGUAUUGCUGGGUACUGGGCCCUAGAAGUCCAGCGGGAAUGGAGACGACGGGGUUUGGAACACGACUUCCAUGUAUACUGCCCAUAUGGUGACGUCAGAAAUGGAAUGGUCAUAAGUCAAAUAAAGGGCCCAGUCCACGACCUACUAAUACAAUGUCCACAUGAUGACACCACAAAAAUCCAGGAAGCUUUACAAAGAACCAAUAGAAUAGAAUGGAACCGACGAUAUGUGAUACCCUGUCCACCGAGUCACAUCACACAAUGCAUACAAGCAGUCAUGAAAGACAUAAAAAUGGUAAUCAGACGACCUGGAACACCACAUCACAUGUUUCUUUUGCCGAAAGAAACGCCAAUUUUUGAAGAUAUAAGAUUAUCAGAAGGAGUGACAUUCAAGAUGUUAACCGAAGAGCAUAUAGAUAUAGUAGACUCGACAUGGGUCAACCGGCACACUGGUUCCGACUGGUUUUUCAAGCUAUUAGUCAAGGCCAAAAGCGGCUAUGGAAUAUUCCAGAAUGGGGAAUUAGCAUGCUUUGUGUUCACUAAUGAAAUAGGCUUCCUCACACACCUUUUCACGCUGGAGAAGUUUCGAAAAAAAGGAUAUGCGGAAAUUCUUCUCAAAUCCGUGUGUAAUAUCCUUUUUAAGGAAAACAAAGAUGUCUAUUGUUAUGUAAUGGAAGGAAAUGACAGUGCUAUUAGACUGUAUCAUAAAUUAGGAUUCAAGAAGUAUCAUUGUGUGUUAUGGGGAUUCCUAGCACCAGAGUCGUCUAAAUUGUAAAUUCAUAUUUAAUUAUUACCUACUUAGAAUCUUGCCCAAAACUACUAUUUCAAAUAUUUAAUGUGCAAUAUUAACAAGUUUUAAGAUUUCUGUAAACUUAAAAAAAUGUAAUUACUUCACUAUUUUUUCCUCUUUAUAAAUAUGUUUCAUUAUCAAUAGAAAUAAAUAUAUUUCCCUAACUCAAAAGUAACUGAAACAAGAAAUCGGUAAUGCGAAUUUUAUUUCGCAGAAAGAGUUCGGUUGUGACUGCAGUAAAUAUUUGUACUACUCAUUUCUAAUUUUCUGAGCCGUUGAAGUAUGAAAUAAGUCCUCUGUAUAAAUAUUUCUGAGGCUUGCCGUACUUAAUGGGUGAAUAGGGUCCCCUUGUCGGAUAAAGUAACCUUAAGCUGGCCAAACAUAUUGGAUUUGUGAAUCAUAUUUCGAUCGAAAUAUUUGAUUCUAAAUACUUCUUAUAUAAUUUGUUUUAUUGACAUGGGAAUUAAAUAUUGUAACUGUAACAAAUGAAAACUGUAAUAAAUAUAAAUACGAUUACAAUCCUU
Plodia interpunctella (Indianmeal moth) is the source of this 6626-nucleotide messenger RNA. RefSeq lists its product as uncharacterized. NCBI's taxonomy places the organism in Eukaryota, Metazoa, Arthropoda, Insecta, Lepidoptera, Pyralidae. The transcript is spliced from 4 exons. The record is from RefSeq and is a predicted model, not a curated record. Gene Ontology annotation, molecular function: acyltransferase activity, transferring groups other than amino-acyl groups. Bases 5227 to 6087 code for a protein of 286 amino acids.